AUGACUGCCUGUUUUUUCUGUCUGUUCUUAUCUAUAUGUCUGUUUACAUCUAUAUAUCUCUGUUCCUCUUCCCUUUCUUUUUCUUUUAUUUCUAACAAAAAUAUUAGUAUACCAAGUGUCGUCACUAGAGACACGUUUUCAAGUAUAACCUUCCCUAGUCAGAUGACUGACGCAGCUAGACGUAAGGCAGAAAACCAUUGUCUCCCAAUUAGGGGAUUAAGUGAUUUAUUAAAUUACUCUUUUCUCACUUUCAUUUUCUCUCUCUCUGUCUCUCUGUCUAUCUCUCUGUUUCUUUCUCUAUUUCAUUUCUUUUUCGCGCGCGCAUUCUUAAACUGUCGCCGUCUUUGUCUUUCACGGAUUUUUUAUUUGCCAUUUGAUUUCGUUUUCUUUCUGUCACGUUAUUUCUUGAAUUCUAGAUACGUUUCUCGAUUUCUUUCUCUCUGUCAGAUUGUUAACCUCUCGUUUUUCUCUCUAUUUCUUUCUUUCUCGGAUUCUUAUCUCUCUCUGUCUUUUCUCACUUUCCUUCUCUCUCUCUCUCUCUGUCUUUUCUCACUUUCCUUCUCUCUCUCUCUCUCUCUCUCUCUCGUAUUUUUUUGUCUGUCUCUUGACUUUUCCUUUUUUCUAUCUUUCUCGGUUUCAUAUCCGUCUUCUGAUAACCCCCCCUCUCUCUCUUACGCUCUCCUUCUCUCUCUCUCUCUCUUUCUCAAAUUUAUCAUCUAUCUCCUGAUUUUUCUUGCUCUUUCUCUCUAG
Acanthosepion pharaonis is the source of this 750-nucleotide messenger RNA. Lineage: Eukaryota; Metazoa; Mollusca; Cephalopoda; Sepiida; Sepiidae. The record is from the annotation of a GenBank genome assembly.